Molecule: messenger RNA, 773 nt
Organism: Prorocentrum cordatum
Lineage: Eukaryota; Dinophyceae; Prorocentrales; Prorocentraceae
Source: the annotation of a GenBank genome assembly
GCUGGGAAGGGCCAGCAGCGGCGGUUCGCUCGGGGGCCUCCUGGGGGGCAGGCUGUCGGAGCCGUUCGGCCCAGACGGCCCCCAGGGGACCGCCCCCGUCGGCGGCGGCGCCUCGUCGAGCGGCGGCCCGCCGCAGGGCCGGGACCGUGCGCCCGCCGAGGACGACAUGGAGCAGGACGACCUGGGCGGACCUGGCGCUGGCCCCGACCAGCAGGGAGCCGCAGCCGGUCGCCCGGGCGCCGGCGGCGAGGAGGGCAAGGUGCCUUCCUUCAGUUCAAUAUUGGAGAAGUUGAAGAAUUUGAAGCACAAGGACACCAAAGCAGAGACUGAGAAGACAGGCGGCGGGGCGGACGACGACAUGGACAUGCAGCUGCCGCCGCGACCCGCUGCGCUAAUGGAGUCCUCUGGGCUCAUGGCCAACCUCCGGGACCUGGCCAUGCAGGCCGAAAAGGCCACCCAGGAGCUCCAGGGGCAGGAGGCCCAGCCUCCGCAGCAGCAGCAGCACGGCCCGCCGCCGCCGGCGCCGCCGAGGGAGCCGGAGAUGUCAGAGGAGGAGAAGCAAGACCUCGAGAAGCAGAAGGCCGCGACCGCGGCCGCCGCGGCCGCCGCCGUGGCCAGCGGCGCGGCCUCGUCGGCGCAGGCGGCCGUGUUGGAUCCGUCGGUAGCCACUGCUGUAUUGGGCGACCUCUCCGACAUGAGCAACCCGUACGCGCAAGCGAUCGCCGCCGGCGCCGACCCCAUGCAGCUGGCCCUCGCGGCGCAGCUGGAGACGG